AUGCCCCCUCAUGCUCGUCUUGGAAAGAAUAUGCACAGCAUCCGCCUCGCUCGUUCAGUAGCGAGAGUGGUUGUGCGUGACCUCAGGAAGAUAACAGUUGAAACUAUCCAGAUUCGAUUGCUACAGCAUGAAAAAUCUGCAAAAGACUCUAAUAACAGAUCUACGUCUAUUAAUGGUAGCACGGGAGAGAUACUUGCAAGACAAUGUAUAACCGAGCUUUGCAGAGGCUGGCCAGUCUACAGAGACUUUUCUAAAUGGCACAAUUACCGUAGCCUCUUCACUAGGGAUAGCGCCUACGUUUGGACCACUUGGUCUGGCGGACUCCCGAUUGAGAAGUUCAUUGAAGUCUCCAUUAACGGCCGUGCAAAUGGCGGCUUCAUCGCACAUAGGGAGACGGGCACCCUUGCUAAUCGAUUCACAAUGAAGGAUAUCCCCAUCGACAUUAACUGCGACUGUCGAUUCAUCUUCUUCUGCAAGCUGGAGGGCAAGGAGUGGAAGGUGCAAUACGUCAAGCUGUUUUACGAGAAGGAUAAGGUUGUUCCGAUUAACGGUAAGACUGCUCCCGAUUUUCCUAAGGAAGAGUUGGUGAAGUACACUCUAAGGUAUCAGUAUUUAGCUGUGGCACAGCACUCGUUAGGGCAUCCUAUCCUGAAUAACCUGCCUAACGCAAACAACGAAGGGUUUCGUGACUAA
Pseudogymnoascus verrucosus is the source of this 693-nucleotide messenger RNA. RefSeq lists its product as uncharacterized. Bases 1 to 693 code for a protein of 230 amino acids. The record is from RefSeq and is a predicted model, not a curated record. The transcript has 4 exons. Lineage: Eukaryota; Fungi; Ascomycota; Leotiomycetes; Thelebolales; Thelebolaceae.